Saprolegnia diclina VS20 is the source of this 225-nucleotide messenger RNA. RefSeq lists its product as hypothetical. NCBI's taxonomy places the organism in Eukaryota, Oomycota, Saprolegniomycetes, Saprolegniales, Saprolegniaceae. The record is from RefSeq and is a predicted model, not a curated record. The transcript has 2 exons. The coding region runs from base 1 to 225 and encodes 74 amino acids.
AUGGGCCUCGGCGUCGACACGAGUAACAGCGACAAUGUCACGAUGGCUAGCCUUACACGCGUCCGUUUCCGCCUUGUUGCCGACUUUGACAUAGGCCGCGGUGACGACCUCCCGACGAAUAGCAGCGCGGCCACGUCGCCCGACGCUACGUGGUCGCCGGCCGCCAUCUUUGACACGGACGACAACGGCGACGAAAUGACGGACAAGCGUGUCCCUUCAAGGUGA